AUGAUGCAGUGUGGCCGAUUAUCAGUGUUAUGUGUGACACGAUAUUCAUCUUUCCUGGACACAGCAACAACAGCAGGGACCUCAAAUGCUGUUGACAGCUCGUCAAGUCUAUUGGAUGAAGAGUGCGGUAGUAGGAAUACCAAAAUUGUAUCAAGAUUAACGGAAAGGCAUCGUUUAAUUGCUGAAGGUCGCUUACCGCCUAUAUCUUAUGAAUGGGAGAAAGAGCUAUGGGCAAAACGUGAACGUUUCGGUACCUAUGGUUUGGCCAGUGGUGUUAAUCCUGAAGAAUUAUGGCCCACUAUCGAAGAAAUUCAGGAGGAAGAAGCGGUUGACUGGUAUAGGAAGUACAGUGAUGUCUUAAAAGCUGUGGAAAAUGCCAAGAAGUUAGAAUAUACCACUACUUUAACAAGGCUUAAAGAAGUGGCCGCACUUGAAGAUAAAUAUCCGGAAACACUGAGGGAAUUUUUGGAAAAUCAAAAAGAGGUGGCUCCUGUAAAGUCGAAGCAGGAAUUAGAAGCGGAAGAGCAAGCUCGAGAUAUGCUUGAAUACUAUGGCUAUGAAGUCUCGGCGAAUGACCCACGAUUCCCAAUUUUGUUUGAAAAAAUGACUGAAGCAAAGAAGAAAGCAGCCAAAUUAGCGGAAAAAGAAGAACUGUCGCUGAAGAAGCGCACAUCACGAAAGAAGGAAAAAGAGAAAAAACAAGAUAAAGAUUCAUGA
Messenger RNA from Cercopithifilaria johnstoni, 717 nucleotides. Lineage: Eukaryota; Metazoa; Nematoda; Chromadorea; Rhabditida; Onchocercidae. The record is from the annotation of a GenBank genome assembly.